Messenger RNA from Scomber japonicus (chub mackerel), 1885 nucleotides. RefSeq names its product peroxisomal membrane protein 2 (gene pxmp2). The transcript is spliced from 5 exons. The record is from RefSeq and is a predicted model, not a curated record. Gene Ontology annotation, cellular component: cytoplasm; membrane. Lineage: Eukaryota; Metazoa; Chordata; Actinopteri; Scombriformes; Scombridae. The coding region runs from base 16 to 696 and encodes 226 amino acids.
UCCAAGAGUGACGUGAUGACGUCAGCGGAAGACUUUGGCAGAGUCCCUUUUCAACUUCGCCCCUCGUCUGUUUUUUGGAGUGGUGAUGUUUGUGCUGUCGGAGAAGUGACAAUGCCUGUCGAGAGUUUACCAGUUUGUGACGCACCCCUUCAUUUUCGUGUCCUCCAGCAAUAUCUGCUUCUGCUGAGGAAAUACCCCAUUCUGACGAAGUCUGUAACGAGUGGCAUCCUCUCAGCAUUAGGCAAUCUUCUGUCUCAGAUUGUGGAGGCAAGAAAAAAGGCCAAAAAAGGAGGCCCAGCCAGUGAGAUUGAUGCAGCUGGAGCUGCACGAUAUGCCAUUUAUGGAUUAUUAAUUACAGGACCGGUGAGCCAUUACUUCUACCAGCUUAUGGAGGUGUGGAUGCCCACCACAGACCCAUACUGUGUAGUCAAACGUCUACUGUUGGAUCGGCUUUUUUUUGCCCCUGGCUUUUUGCUGCUUUUCUACUUUGUUAUGAACAUCCUGGAGGCUAAAGGGUGGGAGGACUUUGAAAAGAAGAUGAGAAGAAGUUACUGGACUGCUCUGAAGAUGAACUGGAAAGUUUGGACUCCCUUCCAGUUCAUCAAUAUCAACUUUGUGCCUGUUCAGUUCCGAGUGCUCUUUGCCAACGUGAUCGCCUUAUUUUGGUACGCCUACCUUGCAUCAGUGAGGAAAUGAAGCCUCCAGGAUUUCUUCACAGGAAACGAUGCAGAGGGAAAGGUCUUCUUCACUGUAGCUUUUCUGGCUUGGGAAUGCCAGAGACCUGAGGUCAUGCAAACUGUUACCAAUCUGGACAAUAAUUUUCAUACUCAGUAGCUCCUCUGAUUAACUUCAAGCAAACCUGUUCAAUACGUUUUAAUGUGCUGCUUUGAUAUUUUGGAUAUAUGACUGUGUUUUAAUAACAGAACUGAAUAAAUGUACUUUAUAAUUAACUUUUCUUUUUUUUUUUUUUUUUUUUUAAACAAAGCACUGUCAAAAUCUUGUGUAAUAGUAAACCUGAAUAAUAUAACUGAGACUCUUUCAAAUGUUGGAGUAAUGUAAAAUGUACAUAUGCAAUGCUUAAGUCUGCUUCUAGUGGUUUGUGGUCUGGCAGAAAAAUGAAACACCUCCAACAAGAGAGUGGAGGAAGGUACAGGCAUUGGUGGAAGAAGUACUCAGAUCCUUUACUACAGUAAAAGUACCAAUACAGCGAUAUAACAAUACUCCAUUAAAAGUAAAAGAGUUAGUUUACUGAAGCUGUCUCUGCAGGUGGUGGCUGCUAUCCUCUGCACAGGGCGGUGUUUCAGUCUCUGGUCCCUGCAGAUGGUACUGUACGGUUAAUGAGAGGUUCAAAUUUUUACUUCAUAUACAAAGAAUGUUAAGGUUUAAUUUGACCUUGUGCACAUUAAACAAAAAAAAGGGGUAGGUAACUGAAGUAGGGAGGGAAGACUGUUGUGGAAAAAUAAAGACUCCCCAGUCAGGAGCUCUGUGUGCAACAAAUUAAAUCUCAAAUAUUCAAGGGAAGGAGGAAAAUAAAUUCUCUACAUAAAAAUACUUGCUUUCAGUUCUCCCAACUUUGGGUUUGGAGUUGUAUUAAUUCAUGCCUUUUGCCUUGAGAUGCACCAACGUCACUAGUUACUCCUUACUUGUACAUCAGAGAUAAGAGGUUUCAGCCAGAAUGUUUUACCUUGAACCUCAAAUGAUUCAUUGUCUUACACAGCUCAAACCUGUUGCUUUCCACAAACAAUGCCCUGUCAGACACAUAUAUUUCAAGCUCAACCUUUCUUUUCUUACUUCUCCUAAAAUAACUACAUUGAAAAUUGUACUCAGGCUUCAUUUGGGUUACUUACUUGAACAUGUGAACUUGAUUAAACAAGACUAAUCAGUG